Leptonychotes weddellii (Weddell seal) is the source of this 1689-nucleotide messenger RNA. The record is from RefSeq and is a predicted model, not a curated record. NCBI's taxonomy places the organism in Eukaryota, Metazoa, Chordata, Mammalia, Carnivora, Phocidae.
AGGUGAAUCGAUUUAGUAAGGUGGAAGACCGAGCGAUUUUUGUUACCGAUCGUCACCUGUAUAAGAUGGAUCCCACUAAACAGUACAAGGUGAUGAAGACUAUUCCUCUAUACAAUUUGACUGGUCUGAGCGUCUCCAAUGGAAAGGACCAACUUGUAGUGUUCCAUACAAAAGACAACAAAGACCUCAUUGUCUGCCUCUUCAGCAAACAGCCAACCCAUGAGAGUCGAAUUGGAGAACUUGUUGGAGUCCUGGUGAAUCAUUUCAAGAGUGAGAAGCGCUACCUUCAAGUCAACGUCACCAACCCCGUGCAGUGCAGCCUGCACGGGAAGAAGUGCACGGUCUCCGUGGAGACGAGGAUCAACCAGCCGGAGCCCGACUUCACCAAGAACCGCUCGGGCUUCAUCCUCAGCGUGCCGGGGAACUGACUGCCCACCGGGGAGGCCUCACCACCCCGUCUGACUUGCUCACUCCCUGCUACCCCCUGCUAGAAAUCAGCUCGCAAGGGUCCGCCAUGCUUGGGGCCAAGCCCCUCUUCUGCCGCCUCCAAGGCUCCUCCCCUGAGGUUUUCUUGCUGGCUUUCUGCCUUUGGUCUCCAUUCUCCUCUGCCCCCACUUUCCAGCCCUCACUCAACAAAUCAAAGACCCCGGUGCCCUGCCACAGACCCCUGGGCCCACACCCAGACUGCAGCUCCCCGCAGAGGCGACUUGAUGUCAGCGGAGGCCCCUGCCACCACACACACACACCCCCCCCCAUUGGCCAGGUCAGACCCUGACCCAGUGACUGGCACCUGACCCUGCAAGGGGUGGAUGCAGUUUCCCCAACCCAAAACAUGCUCCCCUGGGGGGCUUGGGGGAGAUUGCGGACAUGAGCUGGGGAUGUAGCCCUGCUCUCUCCGUGAGCACAGCCUGCCACCCCUUUCCCCCAAGGGGACCUGGCUCAGAGCUCCUCGAUGGAGCCCCUCUCCCCAGCAGUCAGCCAAAGCCAUCAGGGGAGCAGGUUCACCUGUCGGGCUGGCCCGACAGCCAGUGGCUGGCAGAACAGUCAUGCCCAGCCUGCCCCCCGCCCGAGGCCUGCAGGCCACCUCUGCGGGAAAGAGCAGAGCAGGUGCUCCAAGGCCCAUCUUCCUUAACUGCACGGCCUAGGCCCGUGGUUGUUGCACGAUGAUGUGUGCAACACGCAGGGCUGCGCCUCGGGUGUGGGGUCUGCUGUGCCCACACUCACGUCGGGCACAUCAAUGAGAAAACGGAGUUGCAGGGGCCAGGGAGCACUCUGGGGGGGUUGUCUGCAAGUUAUCCGACACCCCUGUUUCAGACACAUUCAGAGAACAAGGACCAGGGCCGGAAGGGCAGAGUGACAGAAACAGAGUGGGGGGUCCUGGCACUGCAGGCCAGGCCAGGCUGCCCCCCUCCACACACCACAGCUGGGGCCCAGGGUGGGCCCAGCAGAAAGCACACGUGCCUCAGUGCCUUCCUGAGACCACUCUGCUCCGGAGCCUUGGCUGAGGACGUGGCCCCAAGCCUCUGAGCAGCCGGGCCUCCAGGCCAGGAGCCUUAAAAGGAGAGACUUGGGAAACUCCAUGUGGGGAGGGGGCUGAGGGGGAGCCCACAGCUCGGGAGGAGACUGGCGGGAGGUAAAAGGGAUGCGCUGACGUUUUCUUCACUUUCAGCCAUAGACCCUGCCCCCCCC